AUCUGACCGCGGCUCCUGAGUGAUGCCGGAAUCUCAUUGGACAGGCGGUAGUGACUCGAGUCGUGAUUGGUCAGCCUCGCCUGGUGCCAAAGGAUGCCAGAGUGGGUCUAGGGCUUUGGAUGGUGAGCGUGCCUAGUGUGUGUUGGCACUUGUAGUGGGUAAGUCGGCUCAGGAGGCGUACGGGUACAGUGCCAGGAGAUGGACUACUCUUAACAACUAGAAGCCGCUACAGUAGUGCAGCUUCGACCGGGCCAACCUCCCUCACCACUACACCACACUUACACUACCACGACGGUCUUUGGUUCAGUGGCUCUCGCUGGCUUUCUCAGUGAAUCCUAAAAGAGACUUUCUCAGCCAGCUACCGUUGCUCCAUGCGAACUCUGGCUCUAAGAAGUGCACGCCGGCUUCCUGACCUCCACUACCACCGCCGCCGCCGCAGCAGCAGCCAGUACCAACACUUCUUCUGCCUUUGUAAAAGCGAGUGAGAGUAGCCCCACCGAUCGCAUGCUGUAAACCUAUCCUGGGCCCGGGCGUGGACAGCAGAAGGGCACAGCCCAGCACAGCCCAGCACAGCCCAGCACAGCCCAGCACAGCCUAGCACAGCCGAGCACAGCUGGGUACAGCAGAGCAGCGGAGCCAGCUCCUACCCACACCUGGCCUAGCAGACCCCCGCCCCCGGCAGCCACCAUAACAGACGAGGACACAGCCCCGCCGGCCCCCACCGUCAUGGAAGGUGACGAGAAGAACAAGAACAAGUCUGCCGGAGGUGGAGCCGGCGGCGAGGGCGGUGGCGGCGGCGGCGGCGGAGGCCUGGAGAUGACCCAAUACGGCCUGAACGGCACCUCGCCCCAGACGCCCAACGAUGCUGGACUGGUGGUCUUCGAGGAGGAAGGUCACCUCGUCCGUGGCGCCUGGAGUAACCACCUCGACUUUAUCCUUUCCCUUGUCGGGAACGCCAUCGGGAUUGGCAACGUCUGGCGCUUUCCCUACCUCUGCUAUAAGAACGGUGGAGGUGCGUUCCUGAUCCCUUACCUGCUGACGGUGUUUUGCUGCGGAGUGCCUACCUUCUUCCUCGAGGUGUCCAUGGGACAGUUCCUGGGGACUGGAGGCCUCACCGUCUGGCGUAUCUCGCCCAUCUUCAAAGGUGUUGGCUACGGCGCCGCGGUGAUGUCGGUGUGGCUUAACAUCUACUACAUCAUCGUGUUGGCUUGGGGCCUCUUCUACUUCUUCAUGUCCCUCACAUCACAGCUGCCGUGGGGGUCGUGCGACAACUGGUGGAACUCUGACACGUGCGUCUCGCCGUACGCCCGCGGCGCCCUCAAGUGCUGGGACGAGAUGUACAACUCCACGGCCAACGAGUCGUACUGCGUCGUGGGCAACCUCAGCCGUGUUAACGUUGUUAACAUCACCGACCCCGUCAAGGAGUUCUGGGAAAAACGGGCUCUUCAGAUCUCCGAGGGCAUUGAUCACCCCGGCACCGUACGCUGGGACCUGGCCCUCACCCUCCUCAUCGCCUGGAUCCUCUGCUACUUCUGCAUCUGGAAGGGAGUCAAAUGGACCGGAAAGGUGGUGUACUUCACGGCGCUCUUCCCUUACCUGCUCAUGUUCAUCCUGUUCAUCCGAGGCGUGACUCUUCCCGGAGCGAUGACCGGCAUCCGCUACUACCUCAUCCCUGAUGUGGAGAAGCUCAAGGAUAUUACGGUGUGGGUGGAGGCGGUGUCCCAGGUGUUCUGGUCGUAUGCACUUGUUUUAGGCUCCCUCAUCGCUCUGGGGUCCUAUAACAAGUUCGAUAACAAUUGUUAUCGGGACUCGUUGAUAUUGUGUACCAUCAACUCCUGCACGUCGUUCUUCGCUGGCUUCGUUAUCUUCUCCGUCGUGGGCUUCAUGGCAGAGCAGCAGCACAAGGAGGUGUCGGAGGUGGCAGCUUCAGGUCCGGGGUUGGCGUUCCUGGCGUACCCGUCGGCAGUGCUGCAGCUCCCGGUCUCGCCUCUGUGGUCCGCCCUUUUCUUCCUCAUGUUCCUCAUGCUGGGACUCGACUCCCAGUUCUGCACCAUCGAAGGCUUCGUGACAGCUGUCACUGACGAGUGGCCCAAGCACCUUCGUAAGAACAAAGAGAUCUUCAUCGCCGCCAUCUGCAUCUUAUCUUACCUGGUGGGCUUAUCGUGUGUCACUGAGGGUGGCAUGUAUGUGUUCCAGGUGCUGGACUCGUAUGCGGCCUCUGGAAUGUGCCUCAUCUUCCUCAUCAUGUUCGAGUGUAUAGCCAUAAGCUGGGGCUACGGAGCUAACAAGUGGUAUGACCAUGUCAAGGAAAUGAUCGGCUAUUAUCCCUUCUUUUGGUGGAAGUUCUGCUGGAUGUUCAUCACUCCUGCCAUUUGCUUCUGUGUGUUCAUGUUCAACGUGAUCAUGUGGUCUCCCCCGAAAUACGUCGACUACGAGUUUCCAGUUUGGACCCAUUUCGUUGGCUGGCUUAUGGCACUCUCCUCGAUGUCUUGUAUCCCAGUCUACGCUGUCUACAAGUUCGUCACCACGCCUCAUCCCGGGACCUGGAAAGAGAGAUUAAUAGCCAUCACUCGGCCAGAAAUUGACAUAAAUAGCUUGAAGAACAAGUAUAGAAGUACCCCAGCGGAGGCUACAGCAGUGUAGAGCCCCGUAUGAACCAGCGCACCUCCACCGCCUCCUGCACCACCCACCGCGAACACACUCUUCAGGUCGAGAGAACACGCCACAGCGGUGCUGUAGAGUCUGCAGGGGGGUAAACACACCACCCACAGGGAUCAGCCAGCCCCCUUCAUUAUACCCACUGAGACAGGGUAUCACGGUAGAUGGGUACAGCUGGGUAUGACAUACCCAUACAGAUGGGUAUGUCACUGUACUUUUCCCUAGGGCUAAUUUUGAAUUGAUAUGUGGUACAAGUAUUUAUGCAGUUGAACUAUACGUUAUUUUGUUGUUUGAGUAUGUUGUGAUUUAAGACCAAUUGUAAAGUAAAGACUCAAUAAAGCUGAACUACCCUUAAUCAACAAGAUAUACAAAUAUCAGUGACAUUUACAGACGUAGUUACGAAAAUAGCUUGUCACAAACUGACUUAGACUUUGAUCAUCUUGGAUGUGAAACUGCCACUCCUCCCCCCCCAACCCCUCCUUUUUUUGUAUGUGUAGAUUUUGUCAGUACACUGAGACUGCUCUGUUAAAUCGACUGGUCAUCAGACAAGAGUCAUCAUACAUUAUUGUUUAGCUCACUUGACACUAUGUGACAUGAUGGGUGGUGGUGUUAUGGCUCGGUUAUGAUGAUCAUCUGAUAUGUCUUGUGCUAUAUUUGUGGCUUGGUUGUUAAGGGUGCCUGAGACCUCAGUCUUAUGUAUGUCAGGAUUCUGCCUCUCAUCAGUAUGGAGACAGUUCAGCGCCACAACUGGAAACUAUAAGAAUAUGUCUUUAUUGAUACUUGUACUAAAAAAAAAAUAAUCAUUGGUUUUCAUUAAUUUAAAAUGUUGUUUAUAUUAAAUAAUUAUGUACCCAUAGAAGCUGAAGCUAAUUAUAUUAUAUAAAUCUUCAGGUGAAUGUCCUCUAGACACGAAGUAAAUUUGUUAGAAAAUAAUAUCAUAAAUAUUAAAAUAAUAUUUUAUUUUGUAAUUGUUAAUAUGCAGUAAUUAAAUCUUAAGUGCUUGCAAAAAAAAUUGACUAAGAUCUUCGCAUCUUAUACAAGCAAAUAUUCUUAGUUCUUAUUGAAAACACACUGCAGGUUUUACAAGUGACAGCUCAGUAAUGACCUGCAGUGAUGUUAGUGAAUUUGUUGUAAUCCAAAAGCAAUAUUUUCCUCUUGUGGGGAUCUGUAUAUUGAUGUUGGCAACUAUGAAACUAGUCUAACUGCACUUAAGACGCUCCUCAGCAGUCCUAGUUUCUGACCUUGUUCAUCAAAUGUCAUAUAUAUAUAUAUAUAUAUAAUGUGUGUCAUGCCUAAUAGCCAGAUUUACCUAGAAACCCAAAUUUUCUUACACAUUUAGCUUUUCAACAUUUUGAAAUUACGGGUUUGCAUUGAUAAAUGUCUAGUUUAAUAAACCUGAAUUGUAAAAUAUUUAACUCGAACCAAAACUAAAUGUGCAAACAGAUCUUAGCCCCUUUGUCAUAGGUAAUAUUAGGUCUGAAUAAAUGGGGUAGGUUAUUUAACCACGGGUAUAAAAUAAUUAAGCCCCGACUCUAUUUUGGAGAAAUACGAGAAAAUAAGCUAAAACGUUCUGGCUAUUAGGAAAAACUACACCUAACGCGGCACUGGCUAUUAGGUUCAACAUAUAUUUAUCAUAAAUUUAGUGACUUAUCUUUCUCAUUACAGAAGAGUGAUGGAAAGCUUAUUCAUAUGAAUAGAUUUGCAUUGAAAUAAUCGAGUAAUGAAUUGCAACAAAAACCCUCACGUUAAUCAUCCCUAUAACGACGAUAGUUUGGACUGCCAGGGGCCACUCUUUUAACAUGUAACUCUUAGUCAAAUUAAUUGGUGAAGGGCUUCCAAAUUGUCUUCCAUAUUUUAGAGUAAUUCUUUUACAUGUCAGAAAGGUAGGUGCUCUUAGAAUGUUCAGUGAGGCGUCUUUUAUCACGUUAUAAUAGACAGAUCCUGAGGGAUAGAUGUUAGCUUGACUUGGGACCAAGGCGCACCAGCCAUCUCGGUCUUCCAAAUGAUAAAUCAAAUCUUUGAAGUGACUUGACGUAUGAUUAAGGACUUUGAAUGUCUUUGCCGUGAAGUCUUUGUAGUAUAUCAUGAUUUCAAUUUGGAUCUUAUUUAAGUAGUAGAAAAUGGUUCAUUGUAUAGCAUUGUGUUCCAUGUUGUUGGUCCUGUCUUCACGUGGAGCACAGUAGCAUGUAUGCAAGCAAUAACAUCACCUGUUUUUGCCAUUUAUCUCUUUUAUCUACUCUAAAUACCGUAUUUACUUAGUACUCAAUGGACCUGGUAACUCACCUUAUAAGACUACUUCCCUGUUUCUUAGGUUAAAGUGCUAGGCGUUGUCAUCUCCAGGUCAUACUAGGCCAUGAUUGGGGGCGUUUCUGUUAUCCUGUUGGUGAACAGCUCCUUAGGUUUUAGCCAAUGAGAAGUCGUCAUUUAUGAACCUGGACUACAACUGCCAAUAAAGAGAUGGUUUUCUUGGAGCCUUGCGUGCCCCACCAUUCAGCCAUCCCUCCAGCCAAUCAGCGCACGAGUAGGAGUGUGACACGCCUUGCUCUGGCCCCGCCCUUCUUUCUUAAUGCCUUUUUCUGAUUGGCUUAAACUAAGCAAUUUUGUAAAUUAUAUAUUGCAACCAAAUGUAAAAUAAAUAAUGAAUGUAUGUAUUGCCAGUAAGUUGAAUUGUGUACAUGUUAUAUAUGUUAAAAAUAAUGUUUUGCACAGACUCGUUAAGAAUACUGAGUAUCUAUUAUAGUGUAAGAAUUUAGCGCUUAAGAAUAUCUUGUUUUCUCUUAAUUAUGAGUGCGUGGACUUUAUUCUAAAACUUUGAUGUUAGGUUAUGCAUGUACAGAAAUGUAUGUAAAUUCUUGUCUAGUAAGGAAUUCCUUAAGUGUUGUAAUUUAGUCAUCUUUUUUUUUUUUAACACAGGUAACAUCAAUGUAAGUACAAAGUUCAGUGUUCCAUAAAAAAGACUUUUGAAUGUCUGUACAGGUAGGAAAGCCUGCGUGAGAGAUAUGUAAAUAAGGAUUAUCAAACCUACUAUGUACUUGGGCUUCGUGAACGUCAACAUCUCUUCAGGGUAUUACUGUAAGCAGCUGUUUGCUCUUUGUAUUUUGGAUCUUCAUUAGGAGGGUAAUUUUGUAUGACCAUUAGGAGUCAUUAAGUAAAAUGCCGAUCUAUUAAACUUUGUAAAAUUACUCAGAAUGUUUAGCAUUAGGGGGGGUUCAGUGUCGCGUCUGUCCUCUGGAGAUAACUCGAGCUUGUGUUAAACUUGGGGAAGUUACAUUUAUUAGAGAUAAGUAUCAUAAUGUGGCUCUUAAGUAGGCAUUUAUACACGUACACAUUGCAUACAAACAUUUAUACACAUUGCACACCAACAUAAAUACAUAUUGCACGCCAACAUGUAUACAUAUAUACAUUACAUACCAACAUAUAUACAUACACAUUGCACACCAACAUGAUAUAUAUAUAUAUAUACAUUUACAUUGCACUAAUAAUGCAUAUGCACAUUAAUACAAAUGCACAUUACACCAAUCAACAUUUGUACAUAUACACAAUCCACAUCAAUAUUUACAAGCUCAUAAUUAUGCAUACGUAGAUAUUAACAAAUCACUCGUACACGAAUAUUCCAACAUAUGCUGUACUGUACACGAGGACGUAGCUACUAAAGACAGAAAUACAAAUUACCAGUUACACAAGUACACUCAUUACUGCUUUCACAUAUACACAUUACCAAUUACACAGGUAUGUGUCUUACCAAUUACACAGUUAUGUGUAUUACUAAUUAUACAGAUACGUGUAUUAGCAAUUACACUUGGUUGUAGUUUUGAUUUCGGUAUUAAACUGAUUUGUACAUUAGGAUAUAUCUCGUUCAUUCCUUACUUCCUGUGGCUUUACCAUAUCUGAUUAAGUACAUGAAAAUGUAAUACUUAAUCUUUGAAAUAAAAACCUAAAAAAGCAA
Procambarus clarkii (red swamp crayfish) is the source of this 6604-nucleotide messenger RNA. The record is from RefSeq and is a predicted model, not a curated record. NCBI's taxonomy places the organism in Eukaryota, Metazoa, Arthropoda, Malacostraca, Decapoda, Cambaridae.